UUUUGAAGGUCGUUGAGGAGGCGCGUGGUUGGUCCUGUUGUCAAUGGGUAUAGGUUCGUUUUGCUUCGAAUAUUCCGUGAUGAAGGAUAACUAGAAACUUUAAUUAGUUCCGCAGACGAAAACACUGAUGAGGCCACUCAGGCUCAACAGGAAGCAAUUGAAAGAGAUAUGAAGUCUACAUGUCUAAUUUCGACAAUCCUCCCACUUUCAACACUCGAUGAGGACUUCACCGGCCAUUCAGUCUACUUAGAAAAACUAAAGCUUAUGAAACAAAAUUACCGAGGGAUUCGUCGACUUCGACGUGAUGGAAACUGUUUUUAUCGGGCGUUUGGUUUUGCGUACAUAGAGUACUUGCUAAAUGGCAAACUCAUCAAGGAAGCUGGGAGAUUCAAGAAAAAAUGUGACGAGUGUAAAGAUACACUAAUUGCUAAUGGCUAUACACAAUUUACUGUGGAGGAUUUUCAUGAACAGUUCGUUGGAAUGGUGGAUCGAUUCACUGUGGAUGGUGGUACAUUGGAAGAAUUAGAAGAAGUAUUCAAUGAUCAAGCCUAUUCAGAUUAUUAUGUUGUAUUUUUACGACUUUUAGUUUCUGCAUACAUUCAAAAGAAAGCUGGAUACUUUGUGAAUUUUAUUGAUGAGGGUAAAACAAUCAAUCAGUUUUGUGAAACAGAAGUUGAACCAAUGGCUCGUGAAUCAGAUAAUAUACAUGUAGCUGCUUUAGCAUUAGCUGUAGAAUUACCUAUUUACGUAGAAAAUUGUCAACAAUCAGGUGAAUUAAAUCGUAUCGAAUUUCCUGCCUAUAGUGAUUUAAUUGAUAAUACCGGUGAACCAACCAGUGGGAAUGAUGAUACUGUUCACGGUGACAAAGAAGUACCUGACAAAAAUGAUUCAUGCAUUAAUACUUAUAAUAAAGGGAAUAAUAGUCAACCACCAGUGACAUUGUUGUACAGACCAGGUCAUUAUGAUAUCCUAUAUCCUAAUUCAUGAGACCGAGAAAAAAAACCGACCAACCAACUAAGUACCAAAAAAUUGACAAGAGAUUCAAAUGAAGUGUUGAAUAAUAAUAAUAAUUAUAACGCUUUGUAUUUUAUUGAUAUAUAAUAAUGCAGUAGAGAUCUUGAUGUUUCGAAUGUGUGUUUACUCUCCUCCUAAUUUCGAUUAAUUUUCAAAGGUAGAAUUGUCUUCUUUUUCUUUUUGUGUGUGUGUGUGUAUGUGUAUGUGUAUUUCUGGGGAUUAUUUGCUUUCUUUCUUUUUUUAUAAUGUAAUGUAAUGAUGCUUUUUUUUUCAUCAAGAAGUAAAAACAAACAGAACUCAAUUGACAAUAUAAUAUCUCUUUUAUGAUAA
This is a messenger RNA of Schistosoma turkestanicum, 1344 nucleotides long. The record is from the annotation of a GenBank genome assembly. Lineage: Eukaryota; Metazoa; Platyhelminthes; Trematoda; Strigeidida; Schistosomatidae.